AUGUUAGUUGGUGCUACAGGUGUCGGUAAGAGUACCUUGAUCAAUACAAUGAUUAAUUAUAUCUUAGGGGUGAAGUGGGAAGAUGACUUUAGAUUUAAGAUCGUAGAUAAACGGGUAGAAGGACCACAGUCGCAGGCGCACAGUCAAACACAAGUUAUAGCUGCAUACACUAUCCAUAGCAACGAACACCACACCAUCCCGUACACACUGACAAUCAUUGAUACGCCUGGGUUUGGAGAUACAAGAGGUAUUGAGCGCGACAAAGCAAUCGUUCAUCAGGUCAAAGAGUUUUUCUCCCAUCCCGAGGAUCACCAUGUGGAUCAUCUCGACGGUGUAGGCUUUGUAGCAAAUUCAACGACCGGACGUCUUACUCCCACCCAAAAAUACAUCUUUUGGUCAAUUUUGUCUUUAUAUGGCAAAGACAUUGAGCCUAAUAUAAUCAUUCUUGCCACAUUUAGUGACAGAGGACGCCCACAGGUUGUCUCAGCAUUCGAAGAGGAAAACAUCCGUUGCGAGGGCAACUUGUUCAAGUUUAACAACUCGGCACUAUUUGAGUGUAAUGUGGCAAAGGGAGGGAGUGACAGUGGUGAAGACGAUCUUGCUGUUCCUCAUGCGUACUGGAAAAUGGGAAUGAGGAACAUGAAGUCCUUUUUCAAGUCACUCGACCAACUGGAACCAGUCAGUCUUGUUCUCACGAAGGAAGUCCUCUGUGAGCGUUUACGUUUGGAGAAUACCUCUGAAAACAUGCACCAACAGAUUCAAACAAUUAACACAAAAUGUUUUGUUGACAUGAAUGUUGAGGCUUGUAGGUGUACGCAACGUCUUCAAGAAAUCGCCCUUAAGCCUCAAAUGAGCAUGAAAGAAUAUGUAGAUAUUUUAAUCGAGAAUGAAAAGAGAAGUCAUGUGCUGGGUUGGGAAGAUAGACUGUCGGUCAAGAAAGGAUGA
This is a messenger RNA of Acanthaster planci (crown-of-thorns starfish), 945 nucleotides long. RefSeq lists its product as uncharacterized. Gene Ontology annotation, molecular function: GTP binding. The record is from RefSeq and is a predicted model, not a curated record. NCBI's taxonomy places the organism in Eukaryota, Metazoa, Echinodermata, Asteroidea, Valvatida, Acanthasteridae.